Eruca vesicaria subsp. sativa (arugula) is the source of this 624-nucleotide messenger RNA. The record is from the annotation of a GenBank genome assembly. NCBI's taxonomy places the organism in Eukaryota, Viridiplantae, Streptophyta, Magnoliopsida, Brassicales, Brassicaceae.
AUGUCUCCACUUUCAUCAUCAAAGCACGUAAAAGCCUUAGACGAUGGUGUUAAGGACGGUGUAAAGACAGUGGUUAUCGGAGAAGACUCUCUAGGCGUCGUUUACAUCAAGAUCCAGUACGUGAGAAACGGACAUGUCGUCGAGCUAGAACAUGGAAGCGAAAGAGGACCACAAAUCACCGAGACCGAGUUCGAAGUUAAUGGUCCAGACGAAUACAUUACAUGUAUUGAGGGAGCUCGGGGAGAAGCUAAACGAUUUAAUGAUGAUGUGUACUAUAAGUGGUAUCCUAAACUUAAGUUUAUGCAUGACGUUCAGGUUCGAGGGCAACCAUGGAACGAAGCUUCGUCUGCUCCGUGGACGUUCUGGACUUCUGGUCGUUUUCUUUACGACCUAACAGCUAAGUUUUUCGUCGUUUCUUCGGCUUUAAAGCAGUUAGAGCCUCAAGGUGGUUCCAAUGGGCAUUCUUGGGAUGAUGAGGCUUAUGACGGUCUGAGGAGAGUGUUCAUUGGAGAAGAUGGUGGUCGUGUGAGCUCCGUUGAGUUUGUGUAUGCCAAGGGAGACCAAUGUAUAACUCAUUGUCACGGCAUGCAUUCAAAUGAACGUAAAGAGGUAUACCCAUAUUAA